This is a messenger RNA of Gigantopelta aegis, 1205 nucleotides long. RefSeq names its product pregnancy-specific beta-1-glycoprotein 11-like. The record is from RefSeq and is a predicted model, not a curated record. NCBI's taxonomy places the organism in Eukaryota, Metazoa, Mollusca, Gastropoda, Neomphalida, Peltospiridae. The transcript is spliced from 6 exons. Bases 133 to 1194 code for a protein of 353 amino acids.
GUAGUCGUACGGAAAGUCGUCUAACAAACCCGCUUACAGACACCAUUUUGUACAGCGCUGCUGCGCAGGACAGGAAGAAUACUAGUUGGUGUAGCCGUGUUUUUAAAAAUGAUCAACUGAAAAAAAAUCUAAAUGAUGAGGAACAGUUGUUUGUUGUUGGUAUGUCUUUCACUACUGAGCAGUUCAGAUGUUUCUUAUGGUUCAGCUCCAUAUUCCCUGUCUGGAUCUGCAGAUCAUGCUGAUGUUGAUUCACAUUUCACAUUUACCUGCGACGCAGGUAGUAAAACUGGCUCUGGUGGAAUGACUUGGGUAGCUGCUAGAGUUCCAUUUGCUAUGAGCCAAGGGCCAGGAACCAGCUGUGUCAAUGUAGACGAUCCUACUGAAUAUGAAUAUUCUUGUUCUGAAGAAACUAUUUUUAAUAUUACAAUCCCAUCAGUCAGCUUCAGUAAACAUGGCUCACGGUGGUCAUGUGCAGGUGAAUAUGGAGGAACCCCAAGCAUAGUAAUGACUCUGGAAGUGUAUGUUCCUCUGACAAACACUACCAUGGCAAUCAGGCCUACGUCAAUUGUAUCAGGAGUCAUCACUGUGUUACAGUGUUCAACCAACCCGUGCUACCCAAAUGCUGCAAUAAUAUGGACUCAGAAUAACAUCAAUAUAACAACUGGAGUCACCACGGACACAGAGUAUAUAGCUGACAGUGGAGUGAUCACUAGAAGUAAUCUCACUAGAUCUUACACAAGGGCGGAUCAUGGGCAGCAGAUCGUCUGUGCAGCCACUAGUGAUGGAACUACGAAAUCAUCAUCACCCUUACAGCUAGUGAUCUGGGAUGGCCCGGUGGCAGGCAGUAUUAACUUCAAUUCUACUGCAACUAUACCAGAAGGAGAUGACCUGACUGUGGACUGCGCUGUUGACUGUAACCCACCAUGUGACUACGCCUGGACACUGGGUGAUAAUCAAAUUACAACAAGUCCGCUAUUAAACCUGACAGACAUCAGCAGGAAUCAGGACGGAAAUGUCUACAACUGUACAGUGACCAACUCUGCUAUAUCAAAAUCAACACAUAAAAAGUUUACACUGAAAGUCUCGUAUCCAGAGCGCAUGUCUGCCUUAAGUGCAGGUGUUAUAUCGGGAAUUGUGAUCGCUGUUGUUCUGGCUCUUGCCAUUCCUACUGUGUGGAUACUUUAUAAGAGGUAAUUAGAAUAGAA